Messenger RNA from Archocentrus centrarchus (flier cichlid), 1148 nucleotides. RefSeq names its product bifunctional protein GlmU-like. Bases 102 to 551 code for a protein of 149 amino acids. The transcript is spliced from 3 exons. Lineage: Eukaryota; Metazoa; Chordata; Actinopteri; Cichliformes; Cichlidae. The record is from RefSeq and is a predicted model, not a curated record.
GAGCAUGCGCAGUUCAGCCCAAACUGUAACGUCCCUGUUUGUGUGUACCUGUAAACGCUUCCCUGAACUUUGGCCCCUCAGGAGUCUCAGACUCGUGCACAAUGAGUUCAGCAGGAUCAGCUCUCCGGGUCCAUGCGAUCAGGAUCCGCCCGGGUCAGGAGCUGCUGGGAUCUCUGCAGGCUUUCGUGGAGGAGAGGCAUCUCCGAGCGCCGUUCAUCAUCACCUGUGUGGGCAGCGUCACCAAGGCGACGCUGCGGCUGGCAAACGCCACAGCGACGAAUACAAACGAGGUGUUGCACCUCAGUGGGCGAUUCGAGAUCGUCUCCCUGGUCGGCACGCUCAACCCAGACGCCCACCUCCACAUCAGCCUCUCGGAUGCAGCGGGCAGGACAGUGGGAGGUCACGUCCUGGGGGAUCUGGAGGUGUUCACCACUGCUGAAGUGGUCGUCGGCGAAGCAGUCGACCUGUCGUUCACCAGAGAGAUGGACGUGCAGACGGGCUUCCCCGAGCUGGUGGUUCAAACACGAUCCCAGACUGACGGGUCAGCCUGAACUAGAGCUGCAGGAUUCGUCCAUAUUUAUGUUUCAUAUCCACUCUGUGGAUCUGCAGGAUGAAUUUACACCUGCAGGGCAGCUCGCUAACCUGCGCUCAGCCAAACGUCCGUAAGCUUCUCAACACAACGAGAGUCUGUCUGCACCCAGCGUCUUCAGAGGACACUUACUUACAUCCUGUGGUCCUAAACAAGAAAAACUGCAGGGCUGCAGUGAAGCUAGCUAGCUUCAAAGCUAACUCUGAGAUCAACACUGCUCUCGUCACAGCCGCGAAACGUGGUCACUGAUUUUUGCAUGAUUCACGUGACUGAUCCAAGCUCAGCGUUAGCCUGUAUAUUAUUGCACUUCUGAUUUUAUGCUGAAGUCCUACAAAUAGGACAAACUUACAAGUUGAAAAACUGCAGAUUUUGAUUUGUAAUCGGACUCAUUGGCUUUUAUUAUUUAGUGUUUGCAGGACAGGAACUAAACCCGAACCUCUCACAGAAGAAUCAAUUAAUUUAAAUGAGCUUAGCUUAAUGUUCCAGCUGAACAGUCAGUGCGUGAUUUACAGUUUUUCUUUUACAUGAAGGAGAAGGUUGGAAAAAAAGAUUAAAUAUA